AUGUCCCACGAAAACCAGCCCUCGACCGGCGUCCGUGGCGGUGCCAGCGACACUCCGACGCCCGCCAACACUUCGGAAGGCGGCCUUUUCCAGCGUCUGCAGGGAGGCGACACUUCCGGCGUGCGCAACCAAGGCGCCGGCCACGUCGGGAUUGGAGCCCCUAAACAAACUGAAGGCGAAUUCCUCAGCCUCAAUGAGCAAAAAGGCAUGGCGGGCCAUCACUACAACCAGCGCGCCGGUCUAGAAGAACCCGGCGCCGCCGAAGAUCGAAGCUUCAUGCAAAAGAAACCCGGCGCUCAGGAUACGUUGCCGGGCUGGGAGAAGGCGAAGAACGUGGUGGGGAAUCUUCUCCCUUGA
This is a messenger RNA of Aspergillus melleus, 357 nucleotides long. RefSeq lists its product as uncharacterized. The record is from RefSeq and is a predicted model, not a curated record. NCBI's taxonomy places the organism in Eukaryota, Fungi, Ascomycota, Eurotiomycetes, Eurotiales, Aspergillaceae. Bases 1 to 357 code for a protein of 118 amino acids. The transcript has 3 exons.